This is a messenger RNA of Sinocyclocheilus anshuiensis, 2161 nucleotides long. It is a transcript of the gene tmem79b, whose product is annotated as transmembrane protein 79b. The coding region runs from base 126 to 1343 and encodes 405 amino acids. Lineage: Eukaryota; Metazoa; Chordata; Actinopteri; Cypriniformes; Cyprinidae. Gene Ontology annotation, cellular component: lysosomal membrane; trans-Golgi network membrane. The transcript is spliced from 5 exons. Gene Ontology annotation, biological process: regulated exocytosis. The record is from RefSeq and is a predicted model, not a curated record.
ACCUCCCCUUUAAGAGACUGUCCCUUUAACAAACUUAACCUGGACACACCUGAACUUCAAACUACGGGAGUUUCAAUAUAGUAGAGGAAAACCUAUACCGAAAGAACUACAUCCUGUCCUGAAAUAUGGGGACAGUGGCCAUGGGCCCUCCUGGGCCAGCAGCGGUGCCCCAAACUCCUCAGUGGGUAGCAGAUGUGGACAAGGUAACAAAGGAUGUGAACAGCACUGAGGAGGAAGAAGAGGAAAUGAUCAAAUCUGCAAAUAUGGAACCCAGUACCCUACAGUGGCCUGAGAAUAAACCCGAACCACAGAUUCUGCCAGUCAAGGAUGGAGAGAGCACAAGCGUUAAAUCAGAUUGCAUCUCAAUCCAGGGUGGAGUGAGCCGGACGGAGUGCGAGAGGGAGGAAUAUGGGCUGAGAGAGAAGGAGAAGACAGGUGAGGGAUGGAGGAGGAUGGAAGCAGGGAAAGAAAGUGUUUCUGACACUGAGCUGAGAAACAGAGUGAAAAGCACCUGCUCGGAGAUAGAGGUGGAGGAGGUGAACAUCAUGCCAGAGAACGCAGCCCGAGUCUUCAGCCCCAGCAUCACCAUCCUGCUCUCCACCAGCCAGCUGGAGGCUGCAGACCACUGGAGAGAUGAAGAAGAAGAGAGGAGCCCCUUCCUGGAGACACAUGGAACACCACUAGAAGAGUAUUACAACGACUGGCCCAUCACACCCAAAUCACGUUGCUGUGGCUUUGGUGGAUCUAAUCGUGAUGCUCUUAAACUGGGUGCAUCCAUGUUCACCUCUGCCCUGAUCUUCCCCUUGUUGGUGUGGGGCAGCUACAUCUUCCUGCCCUUUGAUGCUCCUCUGCUCGACAGUGCCCCCCUACGGCUGGUCUACACACUGCGCUGCUCUGUUUUUGCAGUCAUACCUAUUGUCCUUGGUAUGUUGGUACUAGGUGUCUCCCGUCUGUGGUAUCGAUCCUUGAAGCCGCGGUUUGAGGGGGAGAGGGAAGUUCAGCAGGUGGCAGUUCACCAGCGCUAUGUGGAGGACUCCGUCUCCCUCUUUCUGCUUUACUUCCUCCAACUGGCUGUCAUGGCUGCCUACCUGAAUCAGGAUCUGCUUAAACUAGUUCCUCUUCUCACCAUCGUUUUUGCCUUUGGCAGAUUACUGUACUGGGUUGCAGCAGCUUGUGACAGCAGUUUGAGAGGUGUUGGCUUUGGGUUCUCAUUUCUGCCAAUGCUGGUUAUGCUGGUGGCCAACCUCUAUUUCAUCUUCCUCUCUGAAUCUGCAGGCUCCAUCUUUGCCCCAGACAUCCCAGAACCACCUGUUCCUCCAACCAAACAGCGGUUCUGGGGCUAGACAUGCCACAUCUGACACCUCUGCUACUGCCAAAUGUAGACCAGAUCUCUUUAGGCUUAGAGCCAUCUUAAAUUAGACUAUAAGAAAUUUGUGUCUGAGAACGUUUAAUCCAACUGUGAUUUCAUUUUCCUCUCAUGUUCUUUGCUUUCCUGAGUAAAUUUAUAUCAUGACCAGGUGGGUUGAAAUUGCCAGAAAUCCAGUCAAAGGAAAGAGGGUAGAACAAAGGGGGAAUCUGUUUUUUUUUUUAGUUUUUUUUUUAACUAACAUAUAAAUAGAAGUUGUGUAGUGAAACUUGAGACACUAAACUACAAAUUAAAAUGAGCUAGCUACCCUUUAUUGCAGCCAAACAUGAGCACAAAGCAGAUGCAGAACAAGAUUCAUCAUCACUCAAAAGAGCUCCAAAUAUACUGGUUUCAACUCAUCUACUUUAAGAUGAGAAUGUCAACAAGAAGAAAACAAAAUUCCAAAUGUUUAUUCUACAAGUAUGUUUUUAUUUUUUUUUUUGCUCAUGCAUUGUUUGCUUAUUUAAGACUAUACUGUGUGGUGUGUGAAGUUAGAGGCCUGCCCAAACUUGUAAUCUUCCACAACCACUCCCUUUGGUAAUUUAAGGGCAAUGUGAUGUUUACUCUGUGUGAAGUGUAGACAUAUUUUUAACAAAUUUGUAAAAAGGUAAAGGUAUAAGAUAUCUAUUAGAAGAUCUUGUAAAUGAAAUACUAAACAAAACUGCAAAGAGAUAUAAGAAAACUAUGUAGCCUAGUGCAAAUGAAUGUAUUAAGCUGAAAUUCUUAUAUUUUCAUAAACAUUUUUAACAAAUACAA